GUCAAGUUGCCUUUAAAAGGUCAGCUAGCCUGACAGCUGCAAGUUUCAUCUAUGUUUUUGCUCAUUUAGCGCCAAAUUUUGACGCCUUAUUCCAAUUUUGCUGACAACUUGGGACGGUUAUCAUUAUGGCUGUGAUUGGCACACAGCUGGUGGUUUCCAUGGUGAUGGCCAGCAUCAUCCAGAAGCUGCAGCCGCACUUCUCAGCCGCCAGGUGGCUCCUCAGUAGAAGACUAGUGCGGUACCUGCACCCCACAGACGAUCACCUGAGAGAGCUGGCAGGGAUACAGGCACCCAAGGGCAAGGGCAGGAAAAGGGAUGAAAGAAGAGCAGAUGGAAAGACAGACAAGGAGUUCACCGUGCCAUGUAACAUCAACCUGGAACUGGAGACAGCCAAGGUGGAGAGAGUGGACAUCAUAGGUAGGGAAUUCCUUUUCUUUCCUUUUUCCCCUUCCUUUCUUCCUGUCUUCCUUCCUUCCUUCUGGUCUGCAGUUCUAUGUAGAGUAUCAGUGGCUGAUAGACUUCUCAGCCUGUGCUCUAGUGAUCUACAUGCUCACAGAAGGGUACUACAGUCUGGUACACCAUUCAUUCUUUAAUCCUUCUUCUUCCCUCCUUCCCCAGGUCUACAGUUCUAUGUAGAGUAUCAGUGGCUGAUAGACUUCUCGGCCUGUCUACAGUUCUAUGUAGAGUAUCAGUGGCUGAUAGACUUCUCAGCCUGUCUCCAGUUCUAUGUAGAGUAUCAGUGGCUGAUAGACUUCUCGGCCUGUGCUUUAGUGAUCUACAUGCUCACAGAAGGGUACUACUACUUCGCACAGCCCAGAGCAGAAGUCAAUCUCAGUGUCAUCUGGUGUCUCGUGGUUGUGGUCUUCAUCCUGUCGUUACUGUUAAGCCUGACGUCAGCGUACUUUACCGGGGACGACAGCGGGGAGAGGUCCAUCUGUCUGGUGUUUGGGUUCUUCUUCCUGCUGGUCUCCAUGGCAGCACUCAUCACUAGUGAGAACAUACUGGAGUUUGGACUGGAUAGAGCCUAUGCCAGUCUGUCUGACACUAUCGGUGGGUUUCUCGACUCACAAGGGGUGGAAACAAGUACUGCCAGCUCCCCAAGCUCCAAGUUGAUGUUUAAGGGCGUUCUGGCCGUGUACUCAGCCCUGGUCGGAGCUUUCCUCACCUUCAGUGGACUCCGUUUCGGCAAGAUGCACCAAGACUCACUCCAGUACAGCAAGGAGAGCCCACUGCUACAGCUGCUGCUGCACUUGAACUUCCUGUGGCCUCUGGUGGUGGUUCUGCUGUGGGUGAAACCACUGGCCAGGGGGUACGUCCUGCACCCCCCCUCACUGGGGGGUAACAGCACUGUGCCUGUAGAACCUCUGAUGAGUGAACCCUGGUUUGAGACCAGUCGGCUGUACACCAUUAUUUUCUGCGUGGUCUUGCGACUUGUGCUGAUGCACCGCUACCUGCAGUCAUACCUGAACAUGGCCCACCAGAGAAUAGAACACGUCAAGAAACAAGCUGGCAGGAUAAGUAACAUGGAGAUACAGAAAAGGAUUGUCCGAGUGUUUUUCUAUCUCUGCGUGGUAGCUGUGCAGUAUUUGGCACCCGUCGUAUUACUUCUAUUUUACACCCUUCUCCUCAAAACUUUAGGUGAAUACUCGUGGACAGGGACCCAUGUUCCAGAUUCUGGAAACCUGACUAAAAACUUCACAGAUUUCCCCUCACUACAACAGGUUGCCGGAGACGAUGAACCUGUGAAGCAGGCAGCCCAGCAGCUGACCUUGGCCUUUGCCAGUCUCAGAAACAUCUUCUCAGCCGUGUUCUUCAGAGGGGUGGUCUCCUACCUGUGUUGGUGGUCUGCCACCGCAGUUUUUGUCACCACCGCAUUCGGAAUGAUCUACCACUCAGUGUUCAACAUAUAGGAGUAUUUGCAUUACAUAAUUUUUU
Branchiostoma belcheri (Belcher's lancelet) is the source of this 1935-nucleotide messenger RNA. RefSeq names its product transmembrane protein 161B-like. NCBI's taxonomy places the organism in Eukaryota, Metazoa, Chordata, Leptocardii, Amphioxiformes, Branchiostomatidae. The record is from RefSeq and is a predicted model, not a curated record.